Molecule: messenger RNA, 3953 nt
Organism: Salarias fasciatus (jewelled blenny)
Lineage: Eukaryota; Metazoa; Chordata; Actinopteri; Blenniiformes; Blenniidae
Product: zinc finger MIZ domain-containing protein 1-like
Exons: 24
Coding region: 338-3631 (1097 amino acids)
Biological process (GO): regulation of transcription by RNA polymerase II; protein sumoylation
Cellular component (GO): chromatin
Molecular function (GO): zinc ion binding; SUMO ligase activity
Source: RefSeq, a predicted model, not a curated record
AGCCACCGAGCAUGGGUCCCUCUGGUAAUAGAAUAGCCAAUGUAAUUUGACACUUCAACUUACUGCGCUCUCUCCGAGUCUAUUCAGUUACUCACCCACUGACGCUGAGCCCAUUCUCAGUGGCCGUGAGGGGGGAAGAUAUUUAAAAACACAAGAGCGCAGAAUUACCGAGGACUUUCUCCGCUCCGUAACCCGAAGACGUGAGGCGCUGGAGUGUUUCUCCUCCUGGUGUGUGAAUGGGUGGGGGGGUUCUCCGCUCGCCGAUCCACAGCUGAAAACAACACAGGACUCUCCAGUUUAAUGGCUGGCAGGUAGAGGCCAGAGAGGGACAAUCAACAUGAACUCCAUACCGUCGAUGGACAGACACAUACAGCAGACCAAUGAUCGUCUGCAGUGUAUCAAACAGCACUUACAAAAUCCAGCAAAUUUCCAAACAGCGGCGACAGAGCUGCUGGAUUGGUGCGGCGACCCCCGAGCCUUCCAGCGGCCCUUCGAGCAAAGCCUGAUGGGAUGCCUAACGGUGGUGAGCCGGGUAGCGGCGCAGCAGGGCUUCGACUUGGACCUGGGCUACCGGCUCCUGGCCGUGUGCGCCGCCAACCGGGACAAGUUCACUCCAAAAUCAGCAGAAACCAACUGCUGCAGGAGGUGUCAGUCUGACUCAGCCCUUCUGUCAUCGUGGUGCGAGGAGCUGGGACGCCUCCUCCUCCUCCGUCACCAGAAGAACCGGCAGAACGAGCCGCCGGGAAAAGUGCCCAUGCAGCCCCCCAUGAGCUCCAUGAAGCCCGGCCUCUCGCACGGAGAUGGGUCUUUUCCCUACGACUCAGUUCCCUGGCAACAGAACACCAAUCAGCCGCCAGGCUCGGUGUCUGUGGUGACCACCGUCUGGGGUGUGACCAACACUUCACAGAGUCAGGUGUUGGGCAAUCCUAUGGCGAACAGCAACAAUCCCAUGAACCCCGGGGGGAACCCGAUGGGCUCGGGGAUGUCUGGUAACAAUCCGGGGAUGAACUCCGGUCAGUUCCCCGGCCCGCAGCAGCAGUUCCCCAACAAGGGAAACUCCAACCAGAGCUACAUCCAGCAGGGUAUGUACGGUCGGCCGAACUACCCCGGAGGAGGAGGCUUCGGCGGCAAUUACCCCGGGGGGCCGAAUGCAGGACCGGGUGGAAUGGGCAUCCCUCCGCACUCCCGUCCUCCGUCGGACUUCACGCAGCCCGCGGCCGCAGCCGCCGCCGCCGCCGUCGCUGCUGCCGCCGCCACGGCGACCGCCACUGCCACAGCAACUGUCGCUGCCCUGCAGGAGACCCAGAACAAGGACAUGAACCAAUACGGACCGAUGAGUUCCUCUUUCCAGAUGGGACCAAACCAGGCGUACAACAGCCAGUUCAUGAACCAGCCAGGCCCCCGCGGCCCUCCGUCCCUCCCUGGAAACAUGGGCACGGGCAUGAAUGCAUCCAACAUGAGUGGGCCUCCGAUGGGGAUGAACCAACCCAGGGGCCAAGGCAUGGGGCCAUUUGGGGCCCACAGCCAAAGGAUGCCCCAGCAAGGCUAUGCGGGGCCCCGGCCGCAGGGCAUGGGUAUGCAGGGCAUGAAAAGGCCGUACCCCGGGGAGCCAAACUACGGCGGGCAGCAGUAUGGACCAAACAGCCAGUUCCCAAACCAGCAGGGGCAGUACCCCACACCCAACGCCUCCAGGCCGCUGCCGUCCCCGAACUACCCCGGCCAGAGGAUGCCAGGGCAGCAGCUGCAGGGCCAGUACCCACCACCCAGCGGCGCCAUGGGCCAGUACUAUAAGCAGGAGCCACCUUUCAACGGCCAAACGAAUAACUUCUCUGGGAGUGGGUAUCAGUACAGCCAGGGGAACAUGAAUGGGCCUCCCAGACCAGUGGGUAACUACCCCCACUCCCCAGUGCCAGGCAACCCCACCCCUCCGAUGACCCCUGGCAGUAACAUCCCACCGUACCUGUCGCCAAACCAGGAUGUGAAGCCACCCUUCCCCCCUGACAUCAAACCAAAUAUCACGGCGCUCCCUCCUCCUCCAGCCAACCACAACGAGGAGCUGCGUCUGACGUUCCCAGUGAGGGACGGGGUCGUCCUAGAGCCCUUCAGGCUAGAGCACAACUUGGCCGUGAGCAACCACGUCUUUCACUUACGGCCCUCCGUACACCAGACGCUCAUGUGGAGGUCGGACUUGGAGCUCCAGUUUAAGUGCUACCACCACGAAGACCGUCAGAUGAACACCAACUGGCCGGCGUCGGUCCAAGUCAGCGUGAACGCCACGCCGCUCACCAUCGAGCGCGGCGACAACAAGACCUCCCACAAACCCCUGCACUUGAAACACGUGUGCCAGCCGGGAAGGAACACGAUCCAGAUCACAGUCACUGCCUGCUGCUGUUCGCACUUGUUUGUGCUGCAGCUGGUCCACAGGCCCUCGGUUCGCUCCGUCCUGCAGGGCUUGCUGAAGAAGAGGCUCCUGCCUGCGGAGCAUUGUAUCACCAAAGUUAAGAGGAAUUUCAGCAGCGUGGCGGCGUCGUCAGGCAACGCCACGCUCAACGGGGAAGACGGCGUGGAGCAGACGGCCAUUAAGGUCUCGCUCAAAUGUCCGAUCACCUUCCGGCGAAUACAGCUUCCAGCGAGAGGCCACGACUGCAAACACGUCCAGUGUUUUGAUUUGGAAUCAUAUUUACAACUGAACUGUGAGCGGGGGACAUGGCGGUGUCCUGUAUGCAAUAAAACAGCGUUAUUAGAAGGACUAGAAGUGGAUCAGUACAUGUGGGGAAUCCUCAAUGCCAUUCAGAACUCGGAGUUUGAGGAGGUCACGAUUGACCCGACAUGUAGUUGGCGGCCGGUGGCCAUCAAGUCUGACAUCCACAUCAAGGAGGAUCCGGACGGACCGCUGGCCAAGAGGUUCAAGAUGAUGAGCCCCAGCCAGAUGAUCAUGCCCAAUGUGAUGGAGAUGAUCGCCCAGCUCGGCCCCGGGCCGUCGCCGUACCCGUCGCUACCGUCUGGCCAGGGGGGCAACAACAGCGAAUAUGGCAGCCAAGGCAAUAGUUACCAGGGGCACGGGAACUUUGACUUCCCUCACGGCGCCCCCGGUGGUACGUCGAUGAACGACUUCAUGCACGGCCCUCAGCUGUCUCACCCGCCUGAUCUGCCCGGCGGCCUGAUGCCACAAGACAAGCCACUGUCCCACAACAUGCCUGAUUCAAUACCUCAUUCUGCCGGUGGCGACCCGUCGCACGGUCCCAUGCAGCAGAGUUUACACGCGUCUCCACACCCUGGGAGCCAAUCAGGGCAGCAGCUACACCACAGCGGGCCUCCUCAGCCCUCACGACAAGCAGCACCUCCUCCUCCUCCUCCCCCUCCUCAGCAGCAGCAGCAGCAGCAGCAGCAGCAACAGCAGCAGCCACAGCAGCAGCAGCAGCAGCCCGGCCCCAACAGCCAUCCCCACAGCGACCUGGCCUUCAACCCCUCCAGCAGCUUGGACAGCCAAGCAGGGUCCGACAUGCCGGAGCCGUCUUUAGACCUUCUUCCAGAGCUCGCGAACCCAGAUGAACUCUUGUCGUACCUGGACCCCCCGGACCUCCCCAGCAAUAGCAACGACGACCUUCUAUCGCUCUUCGAGAACAACUGAGGCCGGCUCAGACGCCAUGAACUCGAUCUGACCGCCCGCAGUUGUACGGCCAGAAACCCAACGGCAGCCGCUCCGUACUUGAGAAACACAAAGAUGCACUCCCUUUCUCUUCUUCCUCUUGUACAGUUUUCAUUCGCCAGCGCAGAUUGACUGAAAGAGGUUAAGACUCAAAGACACAGCAGGACCCGGGGUGGGUGGGGGCUCGUUCCGCCCCCCCACCCCGCGGUGACACCUUUGAACUGUGCAGCUAUACUUGGUUGAUUUUUUUUUUUUUUUUUUAUGCCACACAUGUGUAUGUGUGCCCAUUAGGAACGUGUUGUAG